Molecule: messenger RNA, 4222 nt
Organism: Lytechinus variegatus (green sea urchin)
Lineage: Eukaryota; Metazoa; Echinodermata; Echinoidea; Temnopleuroida; Toxopneustidae
Gene: sf3b1
Product: splicing factor 3B subunit 1-like
Exons: 20
Coding region: 720-4208 (1162 amino acids)
Biological process (GO): spliceosomal complex assembly
Cellular component (GO): U2 snRNP; U2-type prespliceosome; U12-type spliceosomal complex
Molecular function (GO): mRNA binding
Source: RefSeq, a predicted model, not a curated record
UAAACCAAGGGUACAGUGUAAAUAAUAGGUGUCUAUGGACAUGGUUAAGAGCACGCUUGUUGUUAGUGACUCUGAAGGUGUCAGAUUCAGAGAUUAUGUAUGUCAGUAAUGCUGAAUGCAUGCAGCAUUUUGUAGGAAUGAUGUUGCAACAUCUCAAGAGAGAUUUAACUUUUAUCAUUGACUUUGAUAACCAAUUAGAAUGAUUAAUUUUACCUUGAUACAACCCAUCAUGUCAAAAGAGAAGAAGAUAAGCAAACAAAGGCAAAUGAACAUGUACUGCAUUGACCUGCAUAAUUACUUUGUCUAUUAAAAAAAGGAGUUGAUAUGUACUUCCUGAUGAAACAUCUUAUUCAUAAACUAAUAGAAUGUGUGAUAUUUUAAGACUAGGUACCUCAUUACAUUGAAUGCAAUAUGUUCGUGCGACAGUCAAACUAAUGAAACCGACCCCAGACCGAACAAUGCUAUUACAUAUGGCAUAUCAUCGGUCGGUUUGGAGCCGGUUUCAUUGGUAUGACUGAAGCAGUAGGUAGUGUACGGUAAGAUGUGUAGAUUAAGCAGCUACCGGAGUGUACUAAUGACUUACAAAAGAUUGAUUUCAUUUAGCCCGGCAUCUCUUUUGCGAUGGCAUCGGAAGGUGAAAACGACACCAGGCCUGGCGCUAGAGCGGUAAGACACCUGACCCAAGCCUUGCAACCUAUGCCGAGAUCAGAAAACAGCAGAUGAUGAGCAAAGAAGAGGCGGCCUACAAGCAUCAGAUUCAAGAAAAGAGCAAGGCAGGCGAACUCUUCAUCAAUAAAGAAGUGGAGAAACCCAAACCAGCCAAGAGAAGUAGAUGGGACAUGGCAAGGGGAGGUGGAGAUGGUGCAGAGACUCCAAGUACAACACCAGGUCUUACUCCAAGAAAGAAAGCUAGUACAUGGGACCAAGCAGAGUCUCAAACUCCAUCCAUCAGCCGCUGGGACGAGACGCCAGGCAGACAUAAGGGAGGGGAAACCCCUGGUGCUGCUACACCGGGUGCCACACCCAGUGCUAGUACCCGUAUCUGGGAGGCCACGCCCGGUCAUGUCACCCCUGGUCAUGUCACACCUGGACACGCUACACCCGGACAUGUUACACCUGGCCAUGCCACCCCUGGUAGAGCCACGCCCAGUGCUAGGAGGAAUCGAUGGGAUGAAACCCCACGCACAGAAAGAGAAACCCCUGGCCAUGGCAGCGGUUGGGCCGAGACACCCCGCACAGACCGUGGUGGUGAGGGGGCCCCGUCGGAGACUCCUACCCCAGCCAGCAAACGUCGAUCACGAUGGGAUGAGACCCCGGCUGGAAGCCAGACACCGUCCGCUACUCCUAUGAUGCAGAGUGGUAUCACCCCUGUAGGCUCCAAGGCUGCUAUCAUGAACACACCCACACCAUCAGCUCUACGCAUCAUGACUCCGGAGCAGUUGCAAGCUUGGCGUUGGGAGAAAGAGAUUGAUGAGAGGAACCGACCUCUAUCAGAUGAUGAACUUGAUACACUUUUCCCUGAAGGAUACAAAGUCUUGACCCCGCCCGCCGGCUACGUACCCAUCCGUACCCCGGCCCGUAAGCUGACAGCCACCCCCACCCCCAUGGGAGGUAUGAGCGGGUUCAGUAUGCAGCAGGACGGAGGGCUAGUGGAUGCUGGAUUGGCCCAACCACCGGGCAACCUCCCCGUCCUCAAACCAGAUGAUACUCAGUACUUUGGUAAACUACUGAAUGAUGUUGAUGAGAGUACCUUGAGCCCUGAAGAAGCCAAAGAGCGUCGCAUCAUGAAGCUUCUGCUCAAGAUCAAGAACGGUACUCCACCAAUGAGGAAGGCUGCUCUAAGACAGAUCACAGACAAGGCCAGGGACUUUGGUGCUGGACCUCUCUUCAAUCAGAUCCUACCUCUUCUUAUGUCGCCGACGCUGGAAGAUCAAGAGCGCCAUCUUUUGGUCAAGGUUAUCGAUCGUAUCCUCUACAAACUUGAUGACUUGGUUAGACCGUACGUCCACAAGAUCCUGGUUGUGAUUGAACCCCUGUUGAUUGACGAAGACUACUACGCCCGUGUUGAGGGUCGUGAGAUCAUCUCCAACCUCGCCAAGGCUGCCGGUCUGGCCACCAUGAUCUCCACAAUGCGUCCCGAUAUCGACAACUUGGACGAAUACGUCCGUAACACCACAGCUCGUGCCUUUGCGGUGGUAGCCUCGGCUUUGGGUAUCCCUUCCCUGUUGCCCUUCCUGAAGGCUGUGUGCCGCAGUAAGAAGUCCUGGCAGGCUCGUCAUACUGGUAUCAAGAUCGUCCAGCAGAUCGCUAUCCUCAUGGGUUGUGCUAUCCUACCUCAUCUUAGGAACUUGGUAGAAAUCAUUGAACAUGGAUUGGUUGAUGAACAGCAGAAGGUCCGUACCAUCACUGCCCUCGCCCUGGCUGCCCUGGCUGAAGCUGCUACACCAUACGGUAUUGAGUCAUUUGAUAGUGUUCUCAAGCCUCUUUGGAAGGGUAUCAGACAACACAGAGGAAAGGGUCUUGCUGCUUUCCUGAAAGCCAUUGGAUACCUGAUCCCUUUGAUGGACCCUGAGUAUGCUAACUAUUAUACCAAGGAAGUCAUGUUGAUCCUCAUCCGUGAAUUCCAGUCCCCUGAUGAAGAAAUGAAGAAGAUUGUCUUGAAGGUUGUGAAACAAUGUUGUGCCACUGAUGGUGUAGAAGAGGACUACAUUAGAGAUGAAGUUCUGCCAUCAUUCUUCAAGCAUUUCUGGCAACACAGGAUGGCCCUUGACAGGCGUAACUACAGACAGCUCGUAGACACCACCGUGGAGAUCGCUAACAAGGUCGGAGCAUCCGAGAUCAUCGUGAGGGUGGUCGACGACCUCAAGGACGAAGCUGAACAGUACAGGAAGAUGGUGAUGGAGACCAUUGAGAAGGUGAUGGAUAACCUUGGUGCAUCAGACAUUGAUUCAAGGUUAGAAGAACAGCUGAUUGAUGGUAUCCUCUAUGCCUUCCAGGAACAGACUACAGAGGACUCAGUAAUGCUGAAUGGUUUUGGUACCAUAGUGAAUGCCCUUGGUAAGCGAGUGAAGGCGUACCUGCCUCAGAUCUGUGGUACUAUCCUAUGGCGUCUUAAUAACAAAGCAGCCAAGGUCAGACAGCAAGCUGCUGAUCUUAUCUCAAGGAUUGCUAUCGUCAUGAGAACAUGUCAGGAGGAGAAACUAAUGGGUCACUUGGGUGUUGUGCUGUAUGAAUAUCUUGGAGAAGAAUACCCAGAGGUACUGGGCAGCAUUCUAGGGGCUCUUAAAGGCAUUGUCAAUGUCAUUGGUAUGCAUAAGAUGACCCCACCCAUCAAGGAUCUCCUGCCUCGUAUUACGCCUAUUCUCAAAAACAGGCAUGAGAAAGUACAAGAGAACUGCAUAGACUUGGUAGGACGCAUCGCUGACCGUGGAGCGGAGUAUGUCUCAGCCAGGGAAUGGAUGAGGAUCUGUUUCGAGCUUCUAGAUCUUCUUAAAGCUCAUAAGAAGUCCAUCAGGAGAGCUACUGUCAAUACCUUUGGGUACAUCGCCAAGGCCAUCGGACCUCACGACGUAUUAGCCACACUUCUGAACAACCUCAAGGUGCAGGAGCGUCAGAACCGUGUAUGUACCACCGUAGCCAUUGCCAUCGUAGCCGAGACCUGUUCCCCCUUCACCGUCCUCCCCGCCCUGAUGAACGAGUACAGGGUACCGGAACUCAACGUACAGAAUGGUGUUCUCAAGUCACUCUCUUUCCUCUUUGAGUACAUCGGUGAGAUGGGCAAGGAUUACAUCUACGCUGUUACACCGCUGCUAGAAGAUGCUCUAAUGGACAGGGAUCUUGUCCAUCGACAGACUGCCUGUGCAGCCAUCAAGCACAUGUCGCUUGGAGUCUUUGGGUUCGGCUGUGAGGACGCCCUCAUACAUCUCCUUAACUUUGUGUGGCCAAACAUCUUUGAGACGUCUCCCCAUGUCAUCCAGGCCGUCAUGGAGGCCAUUGAAGGUCUAAGGGUCGGCGUGGGGUCUAUCAAGAUGUUACAGUAUGCAUUACAGGGAUUGUUCCACCCAGCCCGUAAGGUCCGAGACACAUACUGGAGAAUAUACAACACGCUGUACAUCGGUGCACAGGACUCGCUGGUUGCUGGCUUCCCCAGGGUUCCUAACGAUGAGAAGAACCAAUACCUACGAUAUGAAUUAGAUUAUGUGCUCUGAGAGGCGAUCAGAUG